AUGGCAGUGGAACUGAGAGACGACUCUGAUAAUGGAAGCGACCUGUCCAGAUCCGGGUCCCCAUCACCUUCUUCGCCUACACCAUCGCUCAGCAAUACGACCAGCAAUGAUGGAGAAGGGAUUGUGGACCACUCGACAUUUAACCAAUUACUCGAUUUGGAUAUGGAGGAUGACGACGAGUUCUCGAGGACGCUAGUCCACAACUACUUUGAGCAGGCGCAGCGAGCCUUUGGUGACAUGGACGCUGCCAUGUCGGCGUCAGACCUGUUGGGAUUAUCACGGCUAGGUCACUUCCUAAAGGGCUCGUCUGCACAAUUGGGACUUCUGAAGGUCAAGGCGUCGUGUGAAAAGCUACAGUACUAUGGUCAGGGGAUGGACGCGGCGGGUCAGCAUUCUUCGAUAUCGAAUGAAGAGGCUGAGAAUCAGAUUCGGAUCCUCCUGAUCCAGAUGAGGCGUGAAUAUGAUGAGGCGGAGACCUAUUUGAAGGUGCUUUAUGGCGAGCAGCAAUUGGAGCAAUGA
Linnemannia hyalina is the source of this 519-nucleotide messenger RNA. The record is from the annotation of a GenBank genome assembly. Lineage: Eukaryota; Fungi; Mortierellomycota; Mortierellomycetes; Mortierellales; Mortierellaceae.